Molecule: messenger RNA, 4393 nt
Organism: Anguilla rostrata (American eel)
Lineage: Eukaryota; Metazoa; Chordata; Actinopteri; Anguilliformes; Anguillidae
Product: integrator complex subunit 3
Exons: 29
Coding region: 249-3317 (1022 amino acids)
Cellular component (GO): cytoplasm
Source: RefSeq, a predicted model, not a curated record
GUUUGUCGCGGCACUGCUUCCGCAAGGCCACCAUGCCCUCCGGAAGUUAGUUUGUUGUAGUCGGAUACUGGAAUGAGUGAAAGGUGUCCACAUACUGUUUAUAAACAAACCGUGCAUGGUGGCGAAGGGCAAAUAAAUAUAAACAAGAGACACUAGAAUAUAUUCGCGAACUAUUUACAAUAUACCCAAACCCCGUUUUUUAAACUGUUCACUCCGCUGGAGCCAGACGGAAAGCGAGGCGGGAGGAUAUGGAGCCCUCGCCGGCAAAAGGGAAACCACAGGGUCGGCUGCUGGUAUCCACGACCCUGGACGCAAAAGAUGAGCUGGAGGAGCGGUUGGAGAGGUGUGUAGGCAUCGUCACCACCCUCAUUAACGGUCUUUCAGAGCGCGAGGCUAAUGAUGCCCUCACAGCACACGUGUGUAAAGGCUCCCAGCAGCAUGAGGAGGUGUGUCUGGGGCUCUUCUCAUUGCUGUUAACAGAGCCCACGCAGGCACAGCGGUGCUACAGGGACCUGACCCUGGUGAACCGGGACGGGAUGAACGUGAUCCUGAUUAAGAUCAACCAGAUCCUCAUGGAGAAAUUCCUCAAGCUGCAGGAUGUCUGUCGCACACAGUUGGUGUGGCUGGUGCGGGAGCUGGUGAAGAACGGGGUGAUUGGGGCCGAUGGGGUCUUGAUGACCCUCAUGAAGCAGAUAGCAGGAGGGGACAUCUCCAGCAAGAACCUGUGGCUGGCAGAGAACGUGCUGGAAAUCGUGGUGGAUCAGAGGGAGUGGGUGCUGAAGAGCGGGAUGCUGAUCGCCAUGUCCGUGUACACGUACCUGCGGCUCAUUGUGGAUCACCACGGCUCCCCUCAGCUCCUGGUGCUGAGGCAGAAGGAGGUGGACUUCUGCAUCGGCCUGCUGAGAGAGAAGUUCAUGGACUGCUUCAUCAUUGGGAGGGACCUGGUGCGGCUGCUGCAGUAUGUGGCCAGGAUCCCAGAGAUGGACCUGCUGUGGAGGGACCUCCUGCACAACCCCCAGACCCUCAGCCCUCAGUUCACUGGUGUGCUGCAGCUGCUGACCUCCCGCACCUCCCGCAAGUUCCUGGCGUGUCGCCUCACCCCGGACAUGGAGACCAAGCUGCUCUUCAUGACCUCUCGGGUGCGCUUUGGGCAGCAGAAGCGGUACCAGGACUGGUUUCAGAGGCAGUACCUGUCAACGGCAGACAGCCAAUCGCUGCGCUGCGACCUGAUCCGCUACAUCUGUGGGGUGGUUCACCCCUCCAACGAAGUGCUGAGCUCUGACAUCCUGCCCCGCUGGGCCAUCAUUGGCUGGCUGCUCACCACCUGCACCUCCAAUGUUGCAGCCUCCAAUGCCAAACUGGCUCUUUUCUACGACUGGUUGUUUUUCAGUCCAGAGAAGGAUAGCAUCAUGAACAUAGAGCCUGCGAUCCUGGUGAUGCAUCACUCCAUGAAACCCCACCCUGCCAUUACUGCCACCCUGCUGGACUUCAUGUGCAGGAUAAUCCCUCACUUCUACCCUCCCUUAGAGGGGAACGUGCGGCAGGGCGUCUUCAACUCUCUCACCUUCAUCAUGGAGAAGAGAGUUCUAGCUCACCUGGCUCCCCUUUUUGAUAACCCAAAACUGGACCGGGAGCUGCGGUCCAUGCUGAGGGACCGCUUCCCAGAAUUCUGCAGCUCCCCCUCUCCUCCAGUCGAGGGUGAGAAAGUUAAAAUGGAGGAGUCUGCUUCCUUGGAAAUGGACAAUCAUGUUCUGGACAAGGAAGAUGGUUGCUAUGACAAUACGGAGGCAGCGUUCAGUGAUGAUGAAGAGGAACUGAACAGCAAGGGCAAGAAGCGCGAGUUCAGGUUCCACCCUAUCAAAGAAGCGUAUAUUGAGGAGCCUGCUGAUAUCACACCCUUUGUGGACCAAUUGGAUGACACGUUAAAGGAGAAGAUGUUGCAGCUGCAGAAGGAGAGCGAUACUGAGAUGCAGUGUGAGGUGAUGCAGGAUAUAGUGGACCUAAUUUUGGAGGAGGACUUUGACGCGGAGCAGAUGUCCUCUCUGGCCUCCUGUCUGGCGGAGCUGUUUAAGGGUCACUUCCGGAGCGACGUGCUGCCCGACGAGAUCACAGAAGAGUCCCUGGAGGAGUCCGUGAGCAAGCCCGUGUGCCUGAUCUUCAGGAACCUGUGUCAGAUGCAGGAGGACAACAGCGGCUUCUCCGUGCUGCUGGACAUGCUGGCCGAGCUGUACCAGAAACAGCCCAAGAUCGGCUACCACCUGCUGUACUACCUCAAAGCCAGCAAAGCGGCGAUGGGGAAGAUGAGCCUGUACGAGGCCUUCGCUCAGGCCACGGCGCUGGGCGACCUGCACACCUGCCUGAUGAUGGACAUGAAGGCCUGCCAGGAGGACGACGUCCGGCUGCUCUGCUACCUCACCCCCUCCAUCUACUCAGAGUUUCCAGACGAGACUCUUCGUAGCGGCGAGCUGCUCAACAUGAUAGUGGCUGUAAUUGACUCAACACAGCUGCAGGAGCUGAUGUGCCACGUGAUGAUGGGGAACCUGGUCAUGUUUCGGAAAGACUCUGUUCUGAAUAUCCUCAUUCAGUCUCUGGACUGGGAGACGUUUGAGCAGUACAGCACCUGGCAGCUGUUCCUGGCCCACAGCAUCCCCCUGGAGACAAUCAUUCCCAUCCUGCAGCACUUAAAAUACAAGGAACACCCUGAGGCCCUGUCCUGUCUACUCCUGCAGCUCCGCAAAGAAAAGCCCACGGAGGAGAUGGUGAAGAUGGUGCUGAGCCGGCCCUGCCACCCGGAGGACCAGUUCACCACCAGCAUCCUGCGCCACUGGGCGGCCAAGCACGACGACGUGCUGGGGGAGCACAUCAAGGCCCUGCUCAUCAAGAACAACAACCUGCCGCGCAAGCGCCAGAGUCUGCGAAGCUCCAGCAGUAAGCUGGCUCAGCUGACCUUAGAGCAGAUCCUGGAGCACAUGGACAACCUGCGGCUGAACCUCAUCAACACCAAGCACAACUUCUUCACCCAGACGCCCAUCCUGCAGGCGCUGCAGCAUGUCCAGGCCAGCUGUGAUGAAGCGCACAAGAUGAGGUUCAGUGAACUUUUCUCAUUGGCUGAGGAGUAUGAGGACUCUACUAAGCCCCCGAAGUCACGGCGCAAAGCCGCAGCGACCAGCGUGCGAGCCCGGAAGGGCGCGGCCCCGCCCGCCAGCAACGAGGAAGAGAGCGCGUCCAGCAGCGCUUCGGAAGAGGAAGACUCCAAGCCAAAAGCCCCGAAACGAAAGAGGAAAGGCUCGUCUGCUGUGGGUUCUGACAGCGACUGAGACACGCCUACUGACUCUGCCCAUUAUUGUGAUGUCAUUGGGGAGACGCCCACUGCCUUACUUUGCUCCUCCAAUGCUGAGCAGCCCCUGCCCAAAAAAACAGUCCCACUGCCAGGGGGAGGGUACCUACUUGCAACCACUGUCAAGAAGCUUGGUGUGGAGACAAGCCCCUCCCCCCACCUCACUGCUCAUUGGCUGUUUAAAGUGAGUGUGGCUUGGGAGGUAAGGCAGGCAUUGGGACAAAUAGAUAUGUUUAAAAGCUUCUGUCACUGUGGCUGAGACAGACUGGAUUGACAGACUCAAGAGAUCCUGCAUUGCAGACAGGAAUGCACGACUUCUGAGGAUGAAAUUGAAGUGCCCCCCUCCCCCAAUGCCAGCUUCUCACACACAGGAGUGUGUGACACUGUACACUGAGGUCUGCUGUUACUCUUCCGUUACCCUGGGGGUACGGCUUUGACUUUUGAGACCCCUUCUGUUUUUCGAGCCAUGACUCAACAAGACCUCCCACCCCUUUGAGUCUUCUCAAACAACUCUUAACUGAAACAAUGGACUAAUUAUCCGUACCUUGAAAACUAAGGUUGCUGUUGAUGACAAAGAAGACUAAUGCAGUACUUCAAGUGAUGCACAAUGCUUGUGUUCAUAGGCUCACAGCUGUUUUCUGUUGUGGAGAAUACAGGUUUCACUGGGCUGGGAAACGAGUUUGGUAAAAUAGACCUUCCCUUGAAAUUCUCCAUAUAUAUCCAAACCCUGCCAACACCAUCCUAUACUCUGACAAAUGGGUAUAGAAGCUGCUUGCUACACCCCAUGCAUGGUGUUGACAUUCACCCUCCUCUUGUCUAGUUUACUGCCGUGGAUGUCUGAACUGUGAACUGUAGAGAGACCUCUGCAUGGUGACCAGUCUGAUAACUUUACUGUACAUGGGGAACAUGCAAGGAUCAGCAGAAAAGGACUCAAGUGUCCAAAACACAACAACCCACGUGACUUUUUUUAAUCACCUGUUUCAAUUGACUUAUUUUCAUACACAAAAGAUCCUAACUGUGCUAAUGAGAAUAAAAGGAUGUAAAUUGUGCUUUGAA